Molecule: messenger RNA, 1308 nt
Organism: Lucilia cuprina (Australian sheep blowfly)
Lineage: Eukaryota; Metazoa; Arthropoda; Insecta; Diptera; Calliphoridae
Product: putative gustatory receptor 58a
Exons: 2
Coding region: 1-1308 (435 amino acids)
Biological process (GO): sensory perception of taste
Cellular component (GO): dendrite; membrane; neuronal cell body
Source: RefSeq, a predicted model, not a curated record
AUGGUUUGUGGAACACGGCAUAAGCCUAUCAGUUCAAAGCUUCGACAUUCUUUUGUAUUGCAAACAUAUUAUUUUGCUAUACUAAUUGGUAUAACAUCGUUACAUUUUAAUUUUAAAACUAAAAAAUUUUGCAACUCCAAAUAUUUGUACCUGUAUGCGGCUAUUGUUAAUUUAAUAUUUAUAUUUGUCGCUCCCACGAUGCAGUGGCAUAUUAUAGAUGAUGUCAGAUUUUAUGUUGAUAAUUUACAAAUGAAAUUAAUUAAUUCAAUUAAUUUAAAUCUUCGAUGUGUGGCCGCUAUUAUGACUCUAGUAUUGCGCUGGAAACGUGAGUGUCAUGUGCGAAAAAUUGUCGAACGUCUAAUAGUUUUGGAGGAGGAAUACUUUGAUAGAGUUACAUAUCCGUCGGAAUUAAUACAAAGAUUUGAUAGAUUAUUCUUUCUGAAAUACGCCAGUGUUUGGUUACAGUCUUUAUCGAUUAUGUAUAUAGUCUACCGAUAUGUAGCCAGUACAUCGGGCUGGUGGUAUUUGACAUUUUUUUAUGUGGUUAUUAUUUUAAAUAUUUUACAUGGUGUAGUAAUGCAUUACUAUAUGUGUCUGCUGUAUAUCGGUUCAAGAUUCUAUAUCAUCAACUAUCGCUUAGAAGAAAUUUAUAUGACCAUAGCAAGAAUAAAGUCAUGGAAAUCUCAGCGAUCGCAGCAGCAAAUGCAAAAAGCCUUGGCUGCUGAACUGGAUUGUAUUACUUAUAUACACUGUAAUCUUAUGAAUAUAGUAUCUGAAUUAAAUGAUUCUUAUAUGUUUCAAAUUUUAACCGUUUUAAUGACUCAUAUAUUCAAUAAUACCGCCAUGGGUUAUUAUGGUCUAAUGAUGUGUAUAGAUUUCAUGAAAUUCAAUUUAUCUUAUUAUGAUCUCAUAAUAGGAGGUUUCAGCUAUUGCUGUUUGGUACUGGAUUUGUAUUUGGUGGAUAUUAAUUGUAAUACAGUGCAAACUUCAUAUAACACGACAGGUUCUAUUGUAAAACAAUUUACUGAAUUUCAUAAUAUGGAAGAAAGUUUAAGAAAAAGUUGUGAAUUAUUGUCUUUACAUUUGGUUCAAAGAAAACUUUUCAUAAAUAUUUGCGGCAUGUUUAAUCUGAAUAAACACACUUCGUUUGUUAUGUUUGGUUUCACAAUACGACAAGUAUUAAUUCUAGUACAAAAUGAUGUGGCCAUAUCAAUACGUUAUUUAAGAGAUUCACGAAGUGUGGGUCAGAUUUUACAGACGGAAUUUAGUAAAGCUUUUAAUACCAUAAACGGAGGGAAAGAGGAGUAA